GACGCCUACGAGUACUUGUCUCUCCUCUCGUGUCGGAUCUCCUGCGUUGUGGACGUGUUGAUAAAAUCCAUCGUGUCUCGUCUCAGCGCGGAGCAAGACGAUCGCCACGCCUUUGGGGAGUCACUUUGACACGGCGUCAGCUCACAUCCAGUGUCCGUUCUCUCUCCUCUCGGGAUUUUUUUCCCUGACUCCACACAAGAGGAACAUUUUCUCCUUGCACAUCAAUCACGCACGCCGCUCUGCUUGUUUGGAGUGUCAUCGUGCUGCUGCGUGGACGUAAAAUCAUUUGGGGAGGAUAUCUGAAGGUGCACUCGUGUUUAUAUCGGAUAGCUACACGUCGGAUCAAGAAUGGGACUUGCAGCCUAGUGGUGCUAGGAAUGCCCCAGACUUUGUGCUCAGGCACCAUGUUCACCACUCCUAGUGGCUUCAGCCCCCAUCUGGCCUGCGCUGAGCCUGAGGAGGAGGAGGAGGCUGCACAGGAGGGCCAGGGGCCCGCGGCUUGUCUGGCUGAUGGGCCCCCCAUCAGCUCUGCCUCACUGGAAACCCUCAUCCAGAAUCUCGUGCCUACUGCUGACUACUACCCCGAGAAAGCCUAUGUGUUUACGUUCCUGCUGAGCGCCCGUCUGUUCAUCCCUCCUACGGAGCUGCUGGCCCGCGUGUGUGAGCUGUGCAUCAAGCAGCAGCAGCUGGACCAGAGCCCACUUGAUACGGCAAAAGUGCGCAAGUUUGGUCCUAAGAUCCUGCAGCUGCUCACAGAGUGGACGGAGACAUUCCCCUCUGACUUUAAGGAGGAGAAGAUGGUUGGACUCCUGAAAGACAUCAUCCACAGGAUAGCUCCCUGCGAUGAGGCCUACUGGAAAACUUUAAACCAGGUGCUACAGAAGCUGAGCCAAAGGCUGGCCUUGAUGAGUCAGGGGGAGGAGAGCAUCAUCAAGGUCUCCCUCAAUGCCUCCUACAUCUCCGACAAGCUCGUGGCCUUCAAGACCAAGCCCCCGCCCAUCCAGAAGGACAUGCUCUCCAUCUGCAAUGACCCUUACACACUGGCUCAGCAGCUCACCCACGUGGAACUGGAACAUUUGGCUCAUAUUGGACCGGAGGAGUUUGUUCAAGCGUUCGUUCAGAAAGACCCCCUAGAUGGAACCCGGCAACAACCGUGCUUUGGUGACCAGAAGAAAACCUCCAACCUGGAAGCGUAUGUCAGGUGGUUCAACAGGCUCUGUUAUCUGGUAGCGACUGAGAUCUGCAUGCCUGCAAAAAAGAAGCAGAGGGCCCUGGUGAUAGAGUUUUUUAUCGAUGUGGCCAGAGAGUGUUUCAACAUCGGAAACUUCAACUCACUUAUGGCCAUUAUCUCUGGUAUGAAUAUGAGUCCAGUGUCAAGACUGAAGAAGACCUGGGGCAAAGCCAAGACCGCUAAGUUCUUCAUUUUAGAGCAUCAGAUGGAUCCUACGGGAAACUUUUACAACUACAGGACCGCGCUGAGAGGUGCCGCCCAUCGCUCUCGGACGGCCAACAGCAACAGAGAAAAGAUCGUGAUCCCUUUCUUCAGCCUUCUCAUUAAAGAUAUUUACUUUCUGAAUGAAGGAUGUGCCAAUCGACUUCCCAACGGCCAUGUUAACUUUGAGAAAUUUGUGGAGCUGGGCAGACAAGUUGGCGAAUUCAUUAUCUGGAAGCAGAUGGAGUGCCCCUUUGAGGAGGAUCAGACCAUUCUCCAUUACCUCCACACUGCCCCCAUCUUCAGUGAGGAUGGACUCUAUCUUGCAUCCUAUGAGAGUGAGAGUCCAGAGAACCAGGUCGAAAAGGACAGGUGGAAAGCGCUCAGGUCAAACGUUCUGGGAAAGACAUGAGGCGCUGAUGGCAGCUUGUCCUCUCGCCAGCGAGGGAGCGCAUGUUCUCAUUGCACUAUAAUGAACUGUGAAGGAACCAAGCUGGUACUUAGGUGUUUUCUAUAAAGACAAGAUGAAUUAAGAGAAGAAAAAAAAGGAUGAUGAACAGGAUUCAUCAAGUUUCAGGUGUGAUGAAGAUAAAAAAAAAGAUGUGAAAAUAAUGAAGCUACUGAACAUAUGAUGACAUAGUUCCAUGAUGAGGAUGUUCAUUUACCAUUUACUCCGUGAAGGCGUGUUUACGACCUCGGAGAGUACAGUUACAGGGAAAACUACUUUAUAACGUGAAAUUCCUACUGAUGCUGUCGUUAUUUUGGUAUUUGCUUCUCUCUCUUUUUCUCUCCAUCUUAGAUCCAGAGCCUCGAUAGCUAUUUUGUUUGACGUUUUCCUUACGUUGUCAUGUACUGUAAUGAAACUUUCCAUGAUGUGAAGGGCGCUGGCUUGCCCAUAUCGGCCGUUGAGUUUUAUACUGUUGGUCUACUGUCGUGAAGGAAUUACUGCGUGUGCCUGGGAGGAUCGCAAAGUAUUUUAGCUCUGUGUGUGUGCGUGUGUGUGUACGUUCUCCACAUGAAGCAUCCAUGUCAACUGAGAUUAUCUAUUACAAGAAUGACUGGAAACUCUUAUUUAAUUUUUUUUUUUAAUUAUUAUUUAUUGUGUUUUUUAUGUGGUUGGGUGGGGUAAUAUGUGCUGCUGGAAAAGUGUUUACUCCUUUCAGAUGUUUUGUGCCAUGAGUGCGGGAAAACUACAGUUACCUUAGCCAAGUGUGUACAUUCGACCCCCGCCCAUCUUUCUGCUCCUCAGGAAGUCUUUUCUCUUGACUGAUGUUCAGUUGUCUUAUUUUAUUUAUGGAGAUUUCUGUGCUGACAGAUGUAUUGUUUUGUUGUACUUUGACUUUGUUUAAUAUGAAGUGAUACGGCGUGUUAUACAGUGGGUUAUUUCUUCAAGGGGCAUUAGGCGAGUUCACCUCGUGACUACUAGCGCAAGCUGUCAGUGAUGAUGCAUUGUUGUAUGCUAAAGAAGGACAGACAGUGUUAAGUAACGAAGGGAAAUUGUGCCAUAUGAAUUUAAUGGUUCAGGUUCAUUUUGCGUGAGGUGUGAUUGAUUGGUGGGUUUGUUUUUCGCCUUUUUCUCAUGCUUUUUGGAGCUCUGUGCGAGGAUGUCCUAAUCGGGGAGUGAGCGGAACCAGUGUAAUUAGAAGCAUUUCAAAACCACCCGCUUCUUUGUUAUAGCUUGAUGUCAAUACUUUCUCCGAAGACGCACCGUUUCCUCUCCAUAAGACUCGUCCAUCAACUUUCCCUGUCACCUAUAGAGCAUUUAUGAUAACCACAGAUGUGGCGUCCAACCUAAGAUCGGUUUUGAUUACAUUUAUCCUGUGAUUUUGAUGACAAUCACCUACACAUCUAUUGCAUUCAUCUUUACAGCAAGUGUGUGUUUUCAGGGUGGGAUGCACCAGUGUUUUCCUUUACUUAGGUCAAACUGAAACCGUUAUGAUUCCAGCAUCACUGCAAAAUGUGUGUUCCUUAAAACCUUUAAUAAAGUAAGCCAUGCUCA
Molecule: messenger RNA, 3431 nt
Organism: Hippocampus comes (tiger tail seahorse)
Lineage: Eukaryota; Metazoa; Chordata; Actinopteri; Syngnathiformes; Syngnathidae
Product: ras-GEF domain-containing family member 1C
Exons: 14
Coding region: 378-1844 (488 amino acids)
Biological process (GO): Ras protein signal transduction
Cellular component (GO): plasma membrane
Molecular function (GO): guanyl-nucleotide exchange factor activity
Source: RefSeq, a predicted model, not a curated record